AUGGGCGGUGGGGCGCGGGAGCUGGCCGGGUACCUGGCGGCCCUGAGCGGCUGGGUGGCGGCGCUGGCGGCGGCCGCCUUGCCGCAAUGGCGGCAGAGCUCGUACGCGGGGGACGCGAUCAUCACGGCCGUGGGGCUGCACGAGGGGCUGUGGAUGAGCUGCGCUGCGCAGAGCACCGGGCAGGUCCAGUGCCGCCUGCACGACUCGCUGCUCUCUCUCGACGUUCACAUCCAGACUUCCCGGGCUCUCAUGGUGAUUUCUCUCCUCCUGGGCUUCUUUGGCAUCAUCGUGAGCAUGGUGGGCAUGAAGUGCACCAAAGUAGGUGAAGAGGAUCCUCUUACCAAGAGCCGCAUCGCUGUUGCUGGAGGUGUCCUCUUUGUUCUCUCUGGUCUGUGCACGCUGGCUGCGGUGUCCUUGUAUGCAACACAGGUGACCUACGAGUUCUUCAGAGAGAGCAGCGUCCCCAUCAACGCCAGGUAUGAGUUUGGCUCAGCUCUCUUCAUCGGCUGGGGCGCUGCCAGCCUCACCAUGAUCGGGGGGUCCCUCCUGUGCUGCUCCUGUCCUGCCAAGGCCCGCCAAGGCCAGCAGUACUACCAGCAGUCACAGCCUUCCACGGCUCGGGAGUACGUCUGA
Messenger RNA from Indicator indicator, 633 nucleotides. It is a transcript of the gene CLDN19, whose product is annotated as claudin 19. The transcript has 4 exons. Gene Ontology annotation, molecular function: structural molecule activity. Gene Ontology annotation, cellular component: plasma membrane; bicellular tight junction. NCBI's taxonomy places the organism in Eukaryota, Metazoa, Chordata, Aves, Piciformes, Indicatoridae. Gene Ontology annotation, biological process: cell adhesion; bicellular tight junction assembly. The record is from RefSeq and is a predicted model, not a curated record. Bases 1 to 633 code for a protein of 210 amino acids.